Molecule: messenger RNA, 5494 nt
Organism: Sus scrofa (pig)
Lineage: Eukaryota; Metazoa; Chordata; Mammalia; Artiodactyla; Suidae
Product: protein kinase cAMP-dependent X-linked catalytic subunit
Biological process (GO): protein phosphorylation
Cellular component (GO): cytosol; cAMP-dependent protein kinase complex
Molecular function (GO): ATP binding; cAMP-dependent protein kinase activity
Source: RefSeq, a predicted model, not a curated record
AAGCCCGGCCCUCCGCGCCCCCUGGCCCGGCCCGGCGCCCCGGCCCUGAGCGCGCCCCCAUGGAGGCGCCCGGGCUGGCCAAGGCGGCCGCGGCGGACGCCGACCCGCGAGGGAGCCCGCAGGAGACCCCCGACGGAGCGCCCGCGCACGUCCCCGGCCCCGAGGCGCCGGAGCCGGAGCCUCCCGCCUACCGCCUGCAGGACUUCGACACGCUGGCCACAGUGGGCACAGGGACGUUCGGCCGCGUGCAGCUGGUCCGGGAGAAGAAGGCCAAGCAUUUCUUCGCCCUGAAGGUGAUGAGCAUCCCGGAGGUCAUCCGCCUGAAGCAGGAGCAGCACGUGCACAACGAGAAGUCCGUGCUGAAGGAAGUCAGCCACCCCUUCCUGGUCAAGCUGUUCUGGACGGGCCACGACGACCGCUUCCUGUACAUGCUGAUGGAGUUCGUGCCGGGCGGCGAGCUCUUCAGCUACCUGCGCAACCGGGGCCGCUUCUCCGCCACCACCGGGCUCUUCUACUCGGCGGAGAUCGUGUGUGCCAUCGAGUACCUGCACUCCAAAGAGAUUGUCUACAGGGACCUCAAGCCGGAGAACAUCCUGCUGGAUAGGGACGGGCACAUCAAGCUCACCGACUUCGGGUUCGCCAAGAAGCUGGUGGACAAGACGUGGACGCUUUGCGGGACCCCCGAGUACCUGGCCCCGGAAGUCAUCCAGAGCAAGGGCCACGGUAGAGCUGUGGACUGGUGGGCGCUUGGCAUCCUGAUAUUUGAGAUGCUCUCGGGGUUCCCUCCGUUUUUUGACGACAACGCGUUUGGCAUUUAUCAAAAAAUUCUUGCGGGCAAGAUCGAUUUCCCCAGACAUUUGGAUUUCAGUGUCAAAGACCUCAUUAGGAAGCUGCUUGUCGUCGACAGAACCAGGCGGCUGGGGAACAUGAAGAACGGGGCCGAGGACGUCAAGCGGCACCGGUGGUUCCGGACGGUGGACUGGCAGACUGUGCCGGAGCGGAAGCUGAAGCCCCCCAUCGUGCCUAAAGUCUGCGGUGAGGGCGACACCUCCAACUUUGAAGCGUAUCCUGAAAACGACUGGAACACAGCCCCUCCAGCGGCACAGAAAGACCUGGAAGCCUUCAAGAAUUUCUGAGGACGGGAGCCCACCUCUGGAAGAAAGGGAGGAGGCUCAGAGGCUGCCUGGAACCAGGUGGCUGGCCCAGGGCGCAGCGAUCGGAGCAUCUUGUUCAUCGGAUACGGACAUUCCCCCGCGGCGAGACGCCCCGGAUGCCGAUAGAGAGAUGGCAGAGCCGUUCACGUUCCCGGACGCGGCACGAUUUAAAGCACCUGGAAAUCGACGGCACAGUAGGACGAUUUGAAAAAUGCGUUGUAGAUUUUGUCUUCUUUUAGCUUUGGGUUCCUACUGUGAUACCUUGAUUUUUUUUUUUUCCCCCCAUAGACAGGACUUUAUACGUGUGAGCGGACCUGCUCCGAUAGAACCAGAAAGCGUGUGUGCGUGAGUGUGCGUGUGAGCGCGGGCGCCUGUGUGUCUAAAACAAGGACGGUGUUCCUAGAGCAUGGAAAUCAGGCAUCCAUGUGUCUGGUGGUCCUUUUUCCUGAGCCUGUGAUGUUUAUGCUUCAGAUUUUCUUUUCUUUCUUUUUUUUUUUUUUUCCAAGCAUCUAUGCUCUUGGGGACAACAUGUCGAAAGUACGAUAUGGGCAUUUUUUUCAUUCAUCUUAAGUCCAUUUGAUGGUUGUCCGUGACGAAGAUAAUAUCCACGCAGCAUCUUUUUAAUGCUUUCUGUCCAGUAGCCUUCGGGCUUGAACGCAGAAGGGUUUCCCCGGAAGGAUAUGUGAGCUGGAACAUGAGGGCAGGACUAGCCAUUGGUCGGGAGUGUUAGUCCAGCAUCUUCUCUGUCCCUGAAAAAGAUUUCGUACGCUGGAGAGAACUGGCUCCAAGUUAAGAAGGCAGCCUGGAUGCCUUGACCAAAGGGCAUCCCCCAGAGCAGACGGGCCGCCAUCCCCCAGCUCAGUUCAUGCCAAGGUGCUCCCUUGCCCUUGGUUUGGGGGAAACGCCUCCAGGCUGGACACGCUGGACCCUUGCUCACUGCUGCUUCGUCUCGUGGCUCCGUGCUGACCUUCAGCCUGAGUUCCUCGGUUCCCCUCUGACUGAACAGACCCGGGGGGCUGGCUCGUGCAGAAUUCGCGUUCUCUUGGAAUCCUGAAGGGUUUCCUCGGCUCUGUCCUUCGUGGAGUCUGGACUUCACCAAAGCUGGGCGUCGGGGGAGAGGGGUGGUGUGGCGGGUGUCGCGGGUUCCAUGUGCAUCUUCCUGGGGGCAGGGGGGUGGGGGGGCGGGAAAGGACCUCAGGGUCCCUGCUGUGUCUGUCUUUCCUUUCCUGCUCUCCGCUCGGGCUUCUGCUUCCUGAUGCUGAACUUGGCUGGGCCGCCUCGAGGGGCCGCAGCUCACCUGGGAGGACAGGGUUGCUCGAGCCUGUUGUGUGUCUCUGUGGCCCUGGGGCUCCACUGUGCCCUUCCCUGUGGAGCUCUGCACACCAGUUCCAGAACCUUCCCUGCCCGACGCCCCGGCUGUGCCGAGUAGACCUCUGCAACCCUUUCUGCAUUCUUCUUCUUCCUGUCAGGAGAGCUCCGUGGGCAGCUGGUGGGGGCUGUGUCUCCCUGGGGGGGUAUGAGUCAAGGUGAGGGGACCCCCGGCCCCUUCGGCUCCGGUGGUGUUGAGUCACGUGGCAGUUUCUUUGCCAUCAAUUUUGUCUUUCCUUGGCCGGGCCAGGAAGGCGCUCGUUCACCUGUCUCUCCUGCAGGUGCAUCUAGGGCUCUGGGUCCCUGCUGCUCAGAAAACACAUGUUUGUGUUUGAAAAGGAGCACACGUCUCAAGGGAAAGGCAGGCCCCUGUCCGACUCGGCCAGAUGGCACUCUCUAAUCAGAAAGCCAGGGCUGUGUGCACCCCGAGGCCACAUAGACAGAAACAACACCUGUCACUGCUUUCCGCCCCGGGCAGCCGUCCGUCAGGCGCCUUGGCCUCAAGGAGCCCUUCUGCAAAGAGCAAUCCCCUCGUCGCGGAGAGCGAGUCCAGGAUGGAGUGAGCAGCUCAAGAAAAGAUGGUUUGCCAAGGCUGCACUUGGGUGAAUCUUGCCACAGACCCGUGUUCCAAUCUGUGCCUUUUGGGUCAAGCCCAGGUGUGGCGUUGGGGUAACAGUUUAUGCUGCAGUUUCUGAACGGAAGGUGAGAAGGUUUGAUCGGCAAAGGGAGCGAGCACGGAGUCCCGAGGAGAAGCACGUCUGGGGCCCUCGGACUGUAAAAACACACCGUUCUUUGUAUUUUGGAGUCUUCCGCUUGAAGACAAUAAAAAAGAAAUGAAACGCCCUUCUUGAACCCAAGACCCAAUUGUACAUACACAUGGCGAGCCCUGUGCAUAUUUCUUGGCCUCCUUCUUCCUGGCCAGGCUGGACUCUAGGAGGUGAAAAUAGCCCCAGGAUGCCCGAAAAUGCACGGCCUUUCAUGUCCACAGACGGGUGGGAAGAACAGAAAUUCGGAGGCCUUGGCGACUUGGUCGUUAAAAAAAGGCAUGGUCAUUGGCCGUCCGCCAUGCAAAACAGAUCGAAGAUUCAAAGGAAUUCCAAGAAUCCCUGCUGGGAUUCUCUCGCCUUAGAGCCGUUCUUCCCAGUUUCAUCAUCCCAAGCGUUAUCUGCCUGGGGCUGGGCUGUAAUUUUCAUGGUCUGAUGUAAUGCAGGGAUGAUGGCAUCGAGAUGUGCUGUGAACACACGGCGGGCUCACGACAAACGAGCAAAACCCAAUCACCCUGUGGGCGGGUUCUGAACGGUUCCCGCGUCCGCUCAAAAAUAAUCAGGGUGCAAAGGUUUGGAAGAAAAUGCCCGGCACUCCCCACAACAUUCCGAGCCAGAAUAGGACAGAUUGUCUUGUCUUAGGCAGUUUGACAGGUUGGCGGCGUUGCCCUGGAUGAGAACGCGAUUUGAAACGUCUUUCAGGAAACAGCAGAGAUGGCAAGAGGCGGCCCGAGGUGGGUCUCCUUUCGCUAAGGGGAUGGAUGGCAUCUCUACAGCCACAAGGAGGUAGACCCACAGCUGGUCGGCCGGGUGUGGCACCAUGGUCACGGGCCGAUGUCCAGCUCCUUCGCUGCCCACCUCAGAAUCCCCUGCUCAGCAGGAGCAGAUAGGUCUCCAGCAGUGGCAAAAGCGUGACGUCUGCUGCGGACACGUGAGAAUGUGCAAAGGAACCCCCAGCGACCAGAUCCCGAGGGUUCAUGUCACACCCUCCUGCUGCUUUGACACCGCCCCCUGUCCCAUCCUGCUCCUGGAGCAGAUGCGCCAUCUGCUGUGUGGCAGCGCCUGCUGCCGUGGUUUUGUUUCCUUCGGUCCGUCUGGGCAUCGGGACUAACCUGCGGCCGGUCCCAGGGGCCCCCAGAGCGCUGAGCACGUGAGGGCUGUGACGGGCAUGUGCUGGUUCUGUGGACCACCCAGGAUGCCUCUCCAUCCGGAAUCACUUUCACCAGGAGCCGUAGCCCCAUCCCGUUCAGGAAACUCCUGGGCAACCGCUCAGGAGGCCCUGCAUGCAGGCUGCCCACAAUCUCAUCAAAAUCUUUGCUCUGGUUUUGGGUACAGGGAAGGUGGGAUUUUUUUUUUGUUUUUCUUCCAGCCCUUCAGGAAACUGACUCCAUCCUAGAAGCCCUUGGUGGCUCCCCAUGGAGAUUUGAAAUGGAACGCCUGCAUGGCCCUUUCUUCCAGAGGUCCAUGUCCCCACCGUGCAAUUUUGCAGCCCUUGGGCGCAUCCUAGAUACUGGAUCCUGACGCCUGGUUUCUGAGCAAUGAGUUCAAUGCCAGUGAAUGUUGUUGACCUACCAAAAACAGAGAGAAAAGCACAUACACAGUUGUCUUCAUAAUUUUUUGGUGUGUGUGUGUGUGUGUGCGUGUGUGUGUGUGUGUGUGUGUGUGUGUGUGUCUUGGUGGAGGUCGAGGGCAGGGGGAUGCCUUCACCAAGCAUCCCGUGUACACAGCAGGCUGGCUUUUGCUGACCCCGGGGCGUUGCCUCCCAGGGCGCCGUCCCUCCGCAUCCAAAGGAGAUGCUCUGUCCUGGUUGCCUCCAAACGGUGGUGUUUUGGGACUUUUCUGUUGAUCUUCUGUUGGGUCUUCCGAGGUGGACGCCUCUGUGAUUGAAGUCAGAGUCGUGACAGGUGUGGUUUUGCACGUGGGAUGUGAAGUUUUUCCACUUGCAGCCUGUCGUUCCCGGCGGCCGGUCACUCUGGGAACCCCGCCAGGUCAAUAGCUUUUGUGGAUGGGCAAAAAGAAAAAGGAAAAAAAAACACAAAAAAACCCGAAAAACAAAAAGCCUGUUUCUAACCCUGUCAAUUCCUUGCACAAUGAAAAUCACUGUGAUUUGUAUAUAUACUCUAGGAAAAUUUUACUGCUGUCUAAUUUAUGGAAUAAUGCUAUUGAUUCUAGGUUUGUUUAAUAAAACUUUGUAUCUUUUACGAUAAA